UUUUUGUUAUUAAAUUAAUAUUUCAAAAUAUUAUAUUACUUUAAUUUUUACAACAUAAUUUGUUUUUUCAUGUUGAAUUUCAAAAUUAUUCUUUAUUAUUCAUGAUUUUAUCUUUUGUAAAAUUUGAAAUAUUAUCAUUUUGAGUUUAAGAUUUUAUUUUCAAAAUUGUAUAUUUUGUAAAGAAACAUUUGAAAAAUUGCAAAACUAUUUUUGAGUUUGGAAGAUUAUAUGAAAUAUUAUCAAUUAAUUAUUAAAUAAAUUAUUAUUAUUAUUAUAGAUUCAUAAGAUGAAAAUAAAAAAAAAGAUUAAUAAUAUACGAAAUUUCAACACAAAUGUAUGUCAAUGAAAGUCUUUACCUAAAAAUAACCAAUUAUUCAAAUUAAUGUCUUAAAUAUCAAGAUCAUAUUAAUAAAGUAACUAUACUACUAUGAAUAAUCAGCAUAUAUUAUUUUAUGUAAUUUUCAUAUAACUACACUACUAUAUUUUAAUUAAUCAUUUUAUUCGGUUUUUAUGGUUUGAUCGGUUUAUAUAAUGAACAAUAUCCACAUACCACAUGUUUUAAAAAUAACAUCAAUUCGGUUUAUAUGUUGUUACCAAAUCUAAACUACUUUCUUUAUUUUGUUUCAGUUUGGUUUUAAUUGGUUCGGUUUUUACUUGGUUUUUUUUUUAACACUGAAAAGUUUCAAUAACAAAGCCUAGGCAGGCAAAGUAUAGGGGGACAAAAGAAAUAAAACAAAACAGCAGAUACCAAUAGGUACCAAAAACAGAAAUAGAGAAGAGAUUACACAGAGAUGUGUACUCAUGAUAAGUGAGAUCUCCCAGCAGCAGCACAUAUAGCUUAAUCACACUGCUUGUGCUUCGGAGAGGAUGGUAUGCGAGAGCCAACUAGGGCCUCCAGUAGCAACAUACGAUUGGGUGCGGACGUCAGUUAUAACACUCACUGCGAUAACAGUAGCCACUCUAUUUCUCGAACUGUGAACAUGGAUGAGUGACCACGAAUCUAGUCGAGAGAGGAGAAGCAAAAUGCGAUCUAUUAGUGACUUCAACUCUGGGUAUUGAUGAGGCUCAAGGAGUGCUUCUCUCAGCUCAAUGGAUGAGGCUUCCAGAAUAACAAUUUUAAGCCUCAUGUUGACCAUGCUUUCGACUUCCAGAAUAACGGUUUUUACUUGGUUGAGCACUCUUAAUUCAAAUUAGCAAAUCGUAGAUAGUUUACAAAAGUGUUUCUUCUAUUUAAUAGUAUGUAACGUAAUCAAAUUUCUUUUUUUUGUAUUUUAUAAUUAAACAUAAAAAUAAUUUGCAAAAAUAGAUCUCAUCUUUCAAAUUACUAAACCAAAUGUAAUAUAUAAAGUUUGAUAUAGUUUCUUCAAAGAAUUAAUAUCUUUGAAAUAUAUAUUUCAUUUUCCCAUAAACUUAUCGAUAUAUCUUUGGAAUCAUAUAUACUUUGGCACAAAAACAGUAAGUAAGAUAUAUCUUUGAAAUCAAUCAACAAAUAUUGAUUUACCAACUACAGAUGUAUUAGAAUACAGACUCAUACGGAAUAGUCUUUACAUAAAUAACUCAUACGCAUACGAACUACAAUUACAUGGAAUUCAAAACUAUUAAAACAUAUAUGAUUUGUCCUUGAAAUUUACAUCUAUCGACACACAAUACAUUUAAAAUAAUUAGGUAUAAUAAAUAAAUAAAUAAAUAAAUAACUAAUUUUAGUCUACAUAGAAAUAAUUAAGAUGAGAUUAAUACUUAGCUUUAUAUGUACCUUUGAAAAACACACAGUACAUUCGCCCUGGUGAAAUAUAUGUAUAUAUACAAACUAAUAUUGGGUUAUAUCUUGUUUUUAUAUAAUUUCAAACAUAGUGUACGAACAUGAAUGAAUAUACCGGUUUGGACAUUAUAUAGAUUCAUACAGCUUUACAACGUGUGGUUGAUUCUUACAUCCUUUCCUGAGUUUGAAUUCGGAUUGACUAUGAUCUAUGUGUCGUCUCUAGUCCAUAUAGGUCUAUAAUGUUCAAGCUAAUGUUAUUGUCCCAGAGCUUAGGCAGUUUAAUCAAUCAAUGAAAUGCAAGGAUGAGACCAAAGUAAAAGAAGGAGCAUUAUAGUUAUAAAACUAGGUGAUAAUCCGCGCCCUACGCGGAGUGAAUAGAUUUAAAGAGAUUAUCACUUUUAAUUAAUAUAUAUUAUAAAGGUAGAAAUCAUAGAAAAAAGUACUACAUAUUUAAAAAGAAAAAUUUAAAGGAAAUUGCGCAUUUCACUAACCAUUUAUUCUUCGUUUUUUUAACUUGUAUUUUUGUUUGUUUAAUUGAAUUAUAGGUCAUGGAAGUGAAUUAAUACAGUGCCGUCUUAAAAAAGUUAAUGACUUUAGGCCAAACUUAAAAUAGACCCUUUUAAAAACAAUUAUUGCAUUACUUUAAACUGAAGCACACAAAAAAAUUGUGGUAUUAAAAGAAAAAAAUGGGCUUUAAGUGUAAAUUAGGUUUUGUUGUAAAAAAAUUAAGAACGGUGAAGUUUAGAAAAAAUAUUGUCUUUUUGUAUUUAAAAUUGGUUUUGUUAAUCAUGGGUAUUUUUUAUUAUAAAUUAACCAACUAAUUGAUAAUUUAAAAAAUUAAAAUGGACCUUUCUAAUUAGUAAAAUAACACCAAAAUUUUGUUUGGACCAUAGACCCAUGGUAAUUGCCAAUGUGGCCAUAGGUUAGAGUCGGGACUGUUAAUAAGAGUAAGCAAAUACUAAUAUAAAUAAAUUAUGAAGUAGAGAUAAAAUGAAACAUAAGCAAUAAACUAAUAAAACUCUUCAGAAACAAAAUAUAAGAAAACAAAAAUAAAUUAAAAAUUGAUGGUUAAACAAUGCCAUGACUGUUGCGAAUGCUAGAACGUAGUGGUAAAGAUGUUUUGAGAAUGAGAGAAUAGUGAGGAUUUAUAUAUGUAAGGCGCCUAGGUCUAAGGUAUACUCUAUAUCAUUAAUCGCUACAAUCAGAUUCAUUAAUCGCUACAAUCAGAUUUCGUAUUCCAAAUCGAAAUCUGAAUAUAUUAUUUCCUUUGUUCCUUAUCGUACACUAUUUCAUUGUUGAAUUAUAGGAAACUAAUGUGGUGCUGGUCAAUCAAAUUAAAUAUAAAAAUCAAUCAAUGACAAUCACAUUGCAUUCUAAAUUUGACGUGGUUGACAAUUCAAAGUUGGUCUUUAACUUAAAUUAACCAAAUCAAUGUCAUAAUUAGCGUAGAUAUAUUAUUCUGGUAUUUAGACACUAAAAUUAAGCGAAUCAAUGACCUAAUUGACAUAGGAAUAUAUUUAUUUUGGUAAAUUUGAAUCGGAUUCAUUUACACUUAACUGCCAUAAAAUGAUCAAAUAGUAUGUUGCAUUAAGAAAUAUGGCAUUAACUAAACAUAGUUAUCAAUUACAAAGGAGAAGCAAUCAGUAUUUAAAAAAAAAAUUGUAUCAUAACUAACUUCUUCUAGUACAUAUAACAAAGCGUUGGCAAUUUAAAACAUCAAAGAAGUACAAAUGUAUCAUCGAAGGUAGUAUAUUUAAUUGUGUUGCCUUGAAUCGAAUUCAUUUAUACUAAACUGUCAUAAAAUGAUCUACAAUAGUAUAUUGCAUUGAUAAUUAUGGAAAUGAUAAACGUGGUUAAUGUGCAAAGGAGGAGAUAUGAAACUGCAAUCAUGCUUUUUAAAAUAUAAUAUAUUGGAUCGUUUAAGUUGCCAUAAAAAAAACAAUUCCAAGUGCAAAGACUCCAUAAAAAGAACUUUAAUAAAUUUCAAAACCCUAUAUGAAAAAUAGUGAAAUCUAAUUAACCAUAUUAUUACGCGUCUACAAUACAUUUUUAAGUAAGAUUUUGCUUGUAAGUUCUUCUUAAUUUGCCGCUAUGCGAUUGUGAUUGGUAUCUUGCAAUAAUACAGAGAAGAGUUGCAGCAACAUAUAUAUAUAUAUAUAUAUGUAUAUACAUACGUACACAAAAGAUUUCAUUUCCCACUUAUCGUCAUGGGACAACAUCAAGCACGAUUAAAAUAUAUAUAUAUAUAUAUAUAUAUAUAUAUAUAUAUAUAUAUAUAUAUAUAUAUAUAUAUAUAUAUAUAUAUAUAUAUAUGUGUCUGUAGUCAUGGUAUAUGAUGAAUGAUAAUGAAAUAAACAAUCAAGAAUCUCUGGGUAUGGCAAUGAAAUCUUCCUACUUUUCGCAUUUAAAGAUGAAACCGUUUAAAAAUAAACGCGUUGUAAGCAUUAAACGCAAGGGUGUCAAGGUACAUUAUGUUGUUAGGCAAUACUCAAUAAGCUUAUAGUAUAUACCCAAAUUAUAAUCUAAUGAUAAAUGACAAUUUUUGUAAUUAGUCUAGUUAAAAAUGAGUUUUUGAAUAUAUGAUGUGAGAGAGCUUGUGGUGUUGACAUGCAGGAAAUUGCACACUUGUAAUAAACACAUGAAAUAAAUAUUAAUUCUUUACAAUGCUCCUCAAAUAAUAAAAAAAGGAUAAAGUGUACCGGUCUGAAAAUUUAUCAAUUGAACCGGUCAGUUAACAAAUUUAAAAAUAUUAUUAACUAGGGGCGAUCAUAUAAGGGGUGGUCGGAUAUUUUUUGCAUAAUGAAUCACUAAUAUAAUUCCUUAUGUAACAAUGUAUAGACACUGACCGUUUUUAUGUUAAGUUAUUUAAUUUGGCUAGAGAAUAAAUUUUUAAUCUAAGGUUUGCUUAAAGUUUUUGUAAAGCUGCCACAUAAACAAUAAAAUGAUGUUAGGUGUUGACACCUCAGCAAGUCUAUUAUGUAAUUAAUACAAAAUUGAGGUUACAUCUUUUUAAAAGAUCCUCAAAUAAUAUAUAAGGGAUAAGUGUAGCAUUUGAUUCACUGUUGAUUUAGGCUCAAGUUUAAUAAGUACUUUGUUCGAAAUAACAAUAGGAAAGAUUGAAAUCAGCAUGUUAUCAAAGAAUUUGAGAUAUUAAACUGCACAGAAAAUUCUUCCAAUCUGCUUUUUGAACAAUGGCAUUGUUGCGUGGAAGUUCUCUCAUGUUGUUGAAGGUUUUGUUUGUCGGGUUUAUAAGUAGUUAUGUGCUCAAUUAUCCGAGUCUGUUUGUGUUGGGCUGCGUUGUUGGCAACGGCGGACCCAUGAUUGCUCUUGAUCAGUGUCAGAAUAAAAAUUUAUCACUAAUUUACUGGGUUCAACAUAAUUUUUCACCAUUUUAUUACUAAGAAUCAAUGUAUUUUUUAAGCAAAAAUACAAUUUAUGUAAAUUUUCGAAUAAUACUUGUAGUGGAUCCACCACUGGUUGUUGGAAGCUACAGAAGCAGCAGUUUUAGGUUCGAGGGAGUUGUUUAUCUUUGAUAACUUGUAGCAGCUGCCUACUCCUCUCUGGUCUUUCCUGCUCGCUUUGAUCUUAACCCGUCCAACUGCUUAGCUGGUUACUAGGCUUACUUUCUUGCUUAGGUUUCUUAUCAUUGUCAUUUUGUAUAUGUUGUUUAUUUUAGUUUUCCAUAUUCCGUUACUAAUUACGCCUAUAAUCGUUGUCACACAUUGAAAAUUUGAUAUAAUAUUUAACAUUUUACCCAAAAGAAAAACUGCACUAGGCAAAUUGUUUUAAUAAUAACCCCUUUCGUUAAGAGAGAUAAUGUUAGUGUAUAAGCUGAUAUUAAUUUUUCUUUUCAUAAAAGUCUAGUUGUAGGUCCUAAGUCCUAAUAUACGUACAUAUACUUUCAUUAUAUCAAAAAUAAAACGUAAAUAUAUAUAUCUUACCAAUAUCUCAUGAUAUAUCAAAAUACAAAAGUUAAAGGCAUAAAAGCAACAUUCUGUACAUAACUUUAAGAAAAGGACAUCGUUGCAACAAAUAUCAAUACUAUUAAAACAGGAACAUGCCUCAUUGAUAUUAGCUCAGUCCAACUUAAAAUAUAACUGCAUCUAAUUGAUUAUCUAAAUAUAUCAAAUAACCACCUCGAUAAAAUAAUUUUGUAACUUCCACUUUUGUUCCAAAAUUUUCGGAUCCAAUCCUGUCAUAUACAUAUGUUACUAAUAAAAUAAUUUUGUAACUACUUCUAAGAUGUAUGCAUAUUUUGUAACGUCACCCUUUAAAUUCCAAAAUAUCAGUGAUCCACUACUUUCAAUAUUACAAACUGUCGACUACCUUAUGAAGUCCAAUAAAUAAAAAUUACGUCAUUUGGAAACGGUAAAACUGAUACUAUACUUUAAUAAAUAUUAUUUUCACCACAAAAAUUAAUGGGAAUGAAAUGACGAAGGUUUAGUUAAUCUUUUAAACACAAUGUUGAAUCUAAUUAUUUUUCGGUCAUUGAGUUAUUAGAUUGACCGUAGAUAACUAUGUCAGUUCUUAAUUUAUUUUAACAUAUAAUUAUGAAUAUAUCAAUAUUAAAAAUAAAAGAAAACCCCAUGUUUAAAAACAUAGUAAAAUUUUAAAUUCAAAUUAUUUAUUUUUCAUUUCACAUAAAAAUAUAAUUUAAACAAUUUUUAUAACAAGUUAGAGUUAUGACAUAUAAUAAACAGUACUAUAAUAUCAAAAUUAAUAAUUAUUUAAAUAUUUAAUUCAAACGUUAAAAUUAAAUUUUAAACAUAAUAAUUUAAACAAAAUUGGAUUAUAUACCGAUCACCCAUAAGUUCAACAUGCAGCCUCUGGUUUUAGCGGUUUUUACAGGUUAUCAAGUUUUUAAUUGAUGGAUAUGUUUUGAAACACAAACCGGAUUACAUAUUGAAUUACUGGGUUUAUAGUUUUGAUCAUAGAUCCGAAUUGGAUUUAAGACCGCUGAUUUAAAUACAAAAACAUUUAAUAGACAAAAUCCUUACAAAUUAACAAAAAAAUUGUAAAAUUAUUAAUGAAGUUUUACAUCAUAAAAUAAAAGCGCGGAUCAAAAUAUAGCUUGUGUUAUUAAAACAUGAUCAUUCUUAUUUUUAUCGGCUUAAAUAUAUAGUCGACUCCUAAAUCUUUUAAGUUGGUGAUAUUGUAAUAUUUAUUAUUAAUGAAAUAUAAAGUUUAAUUAUAUGAUGAGAUUUUUGUUUAAGUAUAUUCAGGUUUCAAAUUUUUGGAAGUAGUGAUUUACAUCUCAUUUAGAUAUUUAUAAAUUUUGCUUCAGUUCAUAUUUUUACGGGUUUGGUUUGGUCUUGACUAUCCGUGUAAAUCAUAAAAUUCUAUAUACUAAAAUAUUCCUUAUAAUUUUCAAAAUUCAAAAAUAAAAACAACAAAUGACAUAUAAAUUUUAUAAUACAUGAACAAAUACUGAAAUUUAACACAAAAUUACCUAUGUUUAAAUCUUUGGUUAAAAUCCCAAAAAAUAUUUUAAAUGUCUCCAGUAUUUUAAGAAUUUUGGAUUACCGUUGCAGCUUUAAUAGUUUUUGUACAAAAAUUUGUAGACACAAACUUAUUUUAAAUUCUGAUUAUAGUUUUCUGGUUGUGUCUAAAAUCAAAUUUCUUGAAAUAAUAAAAAAAUUGAAACAAAAAAAAAUUCCCGCCCUUUAAAAUAUACGCGGGUCAAAAUCUAGUUUUUUUAUUAAAAUGUCUUUGUAGACCCGUUGUAUAUGCGGACCAUGCACGAACGUUCAUCUUUACGUCUGCGGAACCCAGAAUUGACACCCCUAGUCUUGGUUUAACCCAAAACUAUUACGGUCCAAAAAGGCACAAGUAAUUCAAAAGGACACGUUUUGUGUGAAAAUUUAAAUGUUUAAUUACUUUUCUCCUCAUGAAUACACUACUUUUAAACAAAACACCAACAUACUGCUUAUAAAUACAAUUAACCAAAAAGAAAACGUGAAGAAGAUCACCUUUCCAUUAAAACGAUCUUCAUUUACCUCGAAAACUUGGAGACUACUUGAGUUGUAAUUCCCGAAACGUAAGCCAAUCUUCACGAACGUGAAACAUGUCCGAACACCUGAAAAUCCAUCCAGUGAGCGAUCCGGAAGCUCCACUACCUCCGACGCAUCCAACGGUUCCUCGUGUCUCACGUGGCUCCUCAAGAUCAGAACACGGUGACACAACCAAAGAAUCUGUGACGCAACCACCACAGUUGGAUUCUCCUCAAAGGAAGAAGAAAGGAAGGAGAAGCUGUUGGUGUAGGUGUGUGUGUUACACGCUCCUCGUUCUCUUUCUUCUUAUUGUCGUCGUAGGAGCGGCCGUUGGUAUACUCUACCUUGUCUUUAGACCAAAGUUACCGGAUUACAAUAUCGACCGGUUACAGCUCACGCGGUCUAUACUCAAUAACCAAGAUUCGAGUUUGUCGACCGCGUUUAACGUCACCAUUACGGCCAAAAAUCCCAACGAGAAGAUUGGAAUUUACUAUGAAGACGGAAGCAAAAUUAGCGUCUUGUACAUGCAAACCAGACUUAGCAAUGGGUCAUUGCCGAAAUUUUACCAAGGACAUGAGAAUACGACCAUUAUAUUCGUAGAAAUGACUGGUUAUACUCAGAAUGCAACCAGUUUAAUGGCGACAUUGCUAGAGCAGCAACAGUUAACUGGAAGCAUACCGUUGCGGAUUAGAGUUACCCAACCGGUUCGGAUCAAGCUUGGGAAAUUAAAGCUGCCGGAAGUAAAAUUCUUUGUGAGGUGUGGUGUAUUCGUUGAUAGCUUGUCUGCUAACAGUGUUAUUAGGGUUAGGAAUAGUAACUGCAAAUUCAGAUUUAGACUAUAAUUUCACUUUUAAGUUUUUAUUAAUAAUAAGGGGUUGAGG
Messenger RNA from Brassica rapa (field mustard), 8630 nucleotides. RefSeq names its product NDR1/HIN1-like protein 6. Gene Ontology annotation, cellular component: plasma membrane. NCBI's taxonomy places the organism in Eukaryota, Viridiplantae, Streptophyta, Magnoliopsida, Brassicales, Brassicaceae. Gene Ontology annotation, biological process: defense response to other organism. The record is from RefSeq and is a predicted model, not a curated record.